Myxozyma melibiosi is the source of this 1611-nucleotide messenger RNA. RefSeq names its product UDP-N-acetylglucosamine pyrophosphorylase. Gene Ontology annotation, molecular function: UDP-N-acetylglucosamine diphosphorylase activity. NCBI's taxonomy places the organism in Eukaryota, Fungi, Ascomycota, Lipomycetes, Lipomycetales, Lipomycetaceae. The transcript is spliced from 2 exons. The coding region runs from base 181 to 1611 and encodes 476 amino acids. The record is from RefSeq and is a predicted model, not a curated record. Gene Ontology annotation, biological process: UDP-N-acetylglucosamine biosynthetic process.
AAAACCGACGUAGUUGCGCGCCGUACGCAGUGGCCCAGACUAAUUAUAGAUGCGGCUGAGGCUUGGGCGCGUUUGUUUAUAAUUUGCCUCCUUCUUCGAUGUCGUCUACUUUAACCCGAAAGACCACCUACUCCUCCAACCACAACAGCCAUCACGACUAUCUACGCGUUCAAUUAGAAGAUGUCCUACGAAUCUGUUUUGGAAGACUACAAAAAGGCGGGCCAGGAUCAUGUUUUGAGCUUCUACGACUCGCUCUCGUCUGAAGAUCAAUCCUCGCUGCUCGCGCAACUGAAAACAAUUGAUCCCGCCCGCGUCACCAACAUCGCCCAGACCGUUCUCGCUCCUCCCUCAACUUCAGAGCCGACCGUUUCAGAAAUCACUCCACUGCCUGAGGUCUCGACUGCGUCACUGCUGAGCGCCUCGCCCGAGCAGAUCGCGCAAUGGGAAGAGAAGGGCUUCGCGCUCAUUGCAGCCAAUGAAGUCGCGGUCGUUCUCCUCGCCGGCGGACAGGGCACCCGACUCGGAUCCUCGGCGCCCAAGGGGUGCUUUGAUAUUGGUCUUCCAUCUCACAAAUCUUUGUUUGCGUUACAGGCCGAGCGUGUUUUGUCGCUGCAGAACCUCGUCGCGAAGAAGACGGGCAAGGCCGUGGUCAUCCCAUGGUACAUCAUGACCUCGGGACCUACGCGCAAGCCUACCGAGGAUUUCUUCAAGGAGAACAAAUACUUCGGACUAGACUCGGCAAACAUAAUUUUCUUCGAGCAAGGUGUUUUGCCCUGCAUCGACAACUCCGGCAAGAUCCUGCUCGAGUCGAAAUCCAAAGUGGCUGUCGCCCCGGACGGCAACGGUGGAAUCUACCGUGCGCUCAUGAGAGAAGGUGUCCUCGAUGACUUCAAGAAGCGUGGCAUCAAGCAUAUUCACGCAUACUGCGUUGACAACUGUUUGGUUCGCAUGGCUGAUCCUAUAUUCCUCGGCUUCGCUGCCUCCAAAUCUCUCCUUGUCGGUACAAAGUCCGUGCCCAAGCGCGGCCCUACCGAGAGCGUCGGGUUGAUUGUGGCCAAGGACGGCCAUCCGGCUGUGAUUGAGUACUCUGAGAUCUCCGAGGAGAUGGCAUUUAGAAAGACCGGUGACGAACUAGCGUUCAGAACCGCAAACAUCGUCAACCAUUACUAUUCUGUCGAAUACCUGGAUUCUAUCCCAACAUGGGAAGAGCACUAUCUUCCCUACCACAUCGCCCGCAAGAAAAUCCCUUGCAUAGACCUUGAAACCGGCUCUUCCAUCUCUCCUUCUUCACCAAACGGAAUCAAGCUCGAGCAGUUCAUCUUCGACUGCUUCCCUCGUCUCGAGUUUUCUGAAUUCGCAAACCUCGAAGUCAAGCGCGAGGACGAGUUCUCGCCACUCAAAAACAAGGUCGGAACAGCGGGCGAAGACGACGCCGACUCGUCUCGCGCUGAUUUGCUCGCCCAGGGUAAACGAUGGGUCGAGGCUGCUGGUGCGACGGUCGAGGCUGGUGUUGUUGGUAUCGAGGUUCCUCCAUUGGUUAGCUACGCCGGUGAGAAUCUCGAGAGCGUCAAGGGUAAAACCUUUUCCUCGGUCAUCGAACUUUCAGUUUGA